Molecule: messenger RNA, 1942 nt
Organism: Nicrophorus vespilloides
Lineage: Eukaryota; Metazoa; Arthropoda; Insecta; Coleoptera; Silphidae
Product: neurocalcin homolog
Exons: 4
Coding region: 1022-1594 (190 amino acids)
Molecular function (GO): calcium ion binding
Source: RefSeq, a predicted model, not a curated record
CAUCGACCGCAUUUAAUAAUAAACUCAAUUCAUAAUUUUCUCCACCCAUCUCCGAGUUAUCCUCCUACCAUUUCAAUCACAUCCUCGUAUAGACACGCUUUUAUUAUUCAACUAGGAUACUUCACUUAAAGCAUUCGGAGGACAACAGCGUCGCGACGCUUCUAAAGAGUACGUUUUCUGCGUUAUCGGACCGGAAUUUCCUAUAUAAUCCGGCAGCUGUCAGUACUCUCGAUUAUGUGUAAUAAUAAUAAUAACGCGUUUUAAAAUAGAUGCUCACAAACUCCAUGUAUUUAAACAUAUUUACAGCAUAUCAUGUAUGUGUCUCUUUCUCUUCUACCCUAUCUUGUAUAGUUCACCUUUCCGAAUUCAAUGCGUUUGACAAUUGCCUGCUUCACAAACGGCGACGACACUAUAUAUAAAUGUAUCUUCUACAAACUAUGUUAUCACCAUAUUUAAAAAAAGCAGUCCCUUUCGCCCUUACAUACAUAUCUUUAAAAAAAUGCAUUAUUAACGUUCUAUAGUAUUAUAUUUGUAAACUGAUGCACAAUUAUAUUAUACUUGUGUUCUAUAGUUUAUGGUAUUUUUCGUUGAUCUUGUAGACCGUGGGAUUGCUAUCUUCUCAUAUUUUAACUUAUUUUUAUUUUGUUAUUACCUCUAGCGUAAAUACUAUUUAUAUUUAUACAAAAUUCCUUAAUAUACUAAAAAAUCUAUUUCUUAUAUUCUGAAGCAUAUCGCCGCAGAGUUUCUUGUUCUUCGGAAUCGUUGAAAUCAAGUAAAAGAAAAGCAAAUAAUAACAAAAAAAAUAUAAAGUUUGAUGGAAGGAGACGUUCUCGCAUGCUCAUAUUGUGUCUAGUGGCUUUGCGGCGAUACGUUUUUUAAAUAUACUCUCAUUCUCGUAUAUUAUAUUCAUAUUUUUCUACUUGCACAUACUUGUAAGAUAUAUAAGGCAUCAAAAUAAGCAACAGCGACCGUCGACCAAGAAUUAGAUAGGAUAGAAGAGGUUAUACACAAUACUCUAGUCAUGGGGAAACAAAAUAGCAAGCUUAAGCCCGAGGUGCUUGAGGAUCUCAAACAGAAUACAGAAUUUUCAGAUGCUGAAAUACAAGAGUGGUAUAAAGGAUUUCUUAAAGACUGUCCCAGUGGCCAUUUGUCCGUAGACGAGUUCAAGAAGAUCUACGGCAACUUCUUCCCUUACGGAGAUGCUAGCAAAUUUGCGGAACAUGUGUUCCGCACCUUCGACGCCAAUGGUGAUGGUACCAUUGAUUUCCGGGAAUUCCUCUGUGCGCUGUCCGUAACGUCGCGGGGUAAAUUGGAGCAGAAGCUGAAGUGGGCAUUUUCAAUGUACGACCUGGAUGGCAACGGAUACAUCUCUCGGCAAGAAAUGCUCGAGAUUGUUACGGCAAUCUACAAAAUGGUUGGAUCUGUGAUGAAAAUGCCGGAGGACGAGAGUACGCCGGAGAAGCGUACGGAUAAAAUAUUCCGUCAAAUGGAUAGAAAUAAGGAUGGUAAGUUGAGCUUGGAUGAAUUUAUAGAAGGGGCGAAAAGCGACCCUUCUAUCGUAAGGCUGCUCCAGUGCGACCCGCAAUCUCAGUAACCGAUGAGAGGGCGGCGACAUCAAAUGAAGAGGAAAGAGGAAGCAGAUCAUAUGAAGAAAGCAUCAACAUUUAAUAGACUUUUUAUUAUUACUUAUUUAAGUUACAUGUAAAGAAAAAAGUAAGAGAAAAAAAAAACAAAGAAAAAACCACUCUUGUGUGAUCGCGAGGUUCCCGCUGUGACGUCCCGGUAUCAUUGUAAUACUACAAUUUUUAAUUUGUAUUGUACUGUAUCUUUUGGUAAUUUAAAUUAUGUAUUGAACGGUUCUACAUUUGCGAUAAUUACAUCACACCUUUGAUAACAAACGAAGACACAGACACGAACGUACACACUCACACAUACGACACAC